Messenger RNA from Meloidogyne enterolobii, 698 nucleotides. The record is from the annotation of a GenBank genome assembly. Lineage: Eukaryota; Metazoa; Nematoda; Chromadorea; Rhabditida; Meloidogynidae.
UUAUUUGCAUCGUACCAUUUUGUAAAGAAGAAAAGAAUGAGAAAAAACGAAAAUUUGUGGGAGAUAACCGGAGAGUACCAAUAGAAAUAAUUCAAUUUAAAUAUUUUUUUAAAGAUCAAAUGGGAACGGCUGAAAGUGGUCCUUCUGCCACAACUUAAUGGAGGAAAAACAAAGUCUAAUGAAAAUAUAAAACUUUGAUUGUUAAAAUUACUUUUAAUCAAUUGAAUGACGGGACUAUGUUUUAUCAAUAUUCCUAAGAAUUCCUGAUAACAAAAGUUGCGUUUUUUCUAAUUUGUGUUGUGAAUAAAAAUUUUAGUAUAUACGUAGUUUAAUUAUUUUUUUAUUUAAACCGUUUGACGAUUCAUACGUUAAUUUUUCAAAUUGUUGUCUAACUAUUUUUUUAUUGAUAGAUAGGCCGUGCGCGCGAUAGGUAGGCCGUGUGCCUACUCGGUCGCGCCUACUUGGGCUUAGGCGCAGGAAUCUUACAUCUAUCAAAAUUUGCUGGUUUUGAUAUGGAUUGUACUUUAAUUAAAACAAAAUUUGGACAUGUUUUCCCUUCUAAUAAUGAUGACUGGCAAUUUUGGUCAAGAGGUACUAUCGUAAAAUUAAAGAGGUGUCAUAAAGAUGGUUUUAAAUUGUGUAUAUUUACAAAUCAAAUGGGAAUCCGAAAAAAACAUCGCUGCUGGAUUCAAAAUUAA